Messenger RNA from Actinia tenebrosa (Australian red waratah sea anemone), 1415 nucleotides. RefSeq lists its product as uncharacterized. NCBI's taxonomy places the organism in Eukaryota, Metazoa, Cnidaria, Anthozoa, Actiniaria, Actiniidae. The record is from RefSeq and is a predicted model, not a curated record.
AUGCGCCGUGUGUCAACGGAGGAACUUGCCAACACGAUUAUGAAACAGGUGCCUACACCUGCCAAUGUCCAGCUGGGUUCAAUGGCAAGAAUUGUGCUCAUUAAUUUUUCCUUGAAAUUCCGCACAGAGUGGGAAAAAGUCAAUACCAAUCAAGUGUGCUUUUCUGCCAAGGGAAAUCAGUAUGGCACCUUUAACGUGCCAAAAACUGGUGAAAUCAAGGCUUUCAAGCUCGUCUAUCUGUCGGGUAGAGUUGCAGCGUACGGCGCUGGAAACAACUGGGGAACAGGGGGAACACGUUUAGAUACAAUCAUCACCAACACCGUCAAUCAAGUCCUAAGCCCACCCCAGAGCAUUUUGCACGCCACUUAUUACAAAUAUAGUCUUCCAGGAGUGAGUGCAUCUGAUCCAGAGCUCAUCUUGCCCGAGAUGAAUCCUCCACUCGCUGUUACAGCGGGCCAGACGUUUAGAGUGUGGUUUGGCGAGGAUCUGAAGGGCGCCUCCGAGAGUGACAAUAGCGGUACUACCUGUGCUGACGUCUAUGUCAAUUACAGGCAAUAAAUAGUAAUAGAAAAUCAAACAAGGGGAACCCAUAGAAAUUUGCAUUGUGGUCUAGCUUGGGUACAAACAUCUGUUGUUCAUCAUGCCUUACAUGGGUGUUACUUGUAUCAAAACAAAUGCAUUCUGUUUAUCGAACUCAGAAAAGUUUUAUGACUUCCAGGAGAUAAGAGUUAGAUGUUGCGAUUGUAUGUUUGACACGAGUCCAUAACUAAUAAGCCGUUCUGAGGUUACGGAAAAGAGUGGGUCAAGUUGGCAUUGCAGUGCAUUGUAGGACUGUUUAAGGGGACAUUCCUUCUCCUAAAACAGUCCCAAAAUGCACUGCAAAUCUUACUCGGCCCAUACUUUUACUUGACCUCGGAAUGGCUAAGCAAAGCUUAAAAAACUUAAAAAACUUAAUCAAAGCAGAAAGAUAGUCAUUUCACCAUAAUUUCUCUCUGAUCACAGAGACUUGAAGACAUCACAUUGAAUAUUGACUUUUUUCACAAAAAGUACAGUGUAUCGCUAAUUUGUAAAAUAACUGAUCUAGAUAUGGGCAACAUUACCUAUUCCAUAAUCAGACUAAACAUUCUAUACUUGAUCAAGUUACGCAGUUUAACACAACACAAUACACUGACUUCUGUUACCACGACAAACAUCUAUGAUAACUCAUAAAUUGAUCUUUUAUAUAAAUGGACAUUAAGAACACCACUACAUCCUCACAACGUACCCACAAACCGUAUUCAUGUUGCUAUACUAUGGUUAUGAUAGUAUAAUUCACUGUACACAAUAUACUAAUCUUGGUUGUAGCAUUCAGUUAUUCCCAGUUUUCCCAAUCAUCCUCCUGGAAAUGAAACAUGAAUAAACUUGAUUUUGGAAGA